CUGAUGCAUCACUCUACAAUUUUACUUUUCACAAACUCUCCUCACAGACCUAGGGGAACUCGUUCCAGGCACUUUCUCUUUUGCCCAGUUAUCUAAUCCACUAUGUCCACGAUGGUAUCAACAGUGACACUGGAGAACGGGCUGCAGGUCCCCGUUGCGGAGCUGACCACCAUUGACCUGGCUUUGCUCGAGGCGGGCAGCUCUACCGAGAUCGAGAAGAUGGCGAAGGAGGCUAGGGAUAUCGGCUUCUUCUUUCUUGAUCUGAAGAACAGUCCAUCUGCGCAGAGAAUUCUUGACAGUCUGCCCCUACUUUACGCUCGAAGUGAGGUUUAUUUCGAUCAGGACAAACAGGUGAAGCAGAUGGACGCGAGAUACGAUCAGAGCCCUUCUCAGGACCGAGGGUAUAAGUCCAGUGAGUGCGAUGAAACCUUUGAGAUGGCAUUUGACGAGCUUGUCGUCAAUGGAGGAAGCCUAAAACUUCCUGGUGUUUUGCAGGACAUCCAAGCUUCGCUCGCCCAAUUCUCUAAUCUCUGUCACGCGGCAUGUUUGACCAUGCUCAAUGGCCUAUCAGAAUCACUGCAUGCGCAAGGUGCGGAGGGACUCGAGAUGCAUCACCGCCACGGACAUCCCAGCGACAGCGGACUAAAACUCAUCUACGAACCAAGCCUGGCGCGGGUAGCGGACGUGAAAGAGAAUCGCCAUACGGAUAGCGGCACGCUGACGAUGCUCUUCUACGAGGAAUGGGGUCUUCAUGUCAACUUAAAGGGCUCUGACGAGUGGGCCUUUGCUUCAGUCACUCGGGGCUCCGUCCUGGUCAACGUUGCGAACUCGCUGCAGCGGCUAUCCGGUGGAACUUUCCACUCGCCGAUUCACCGCGUGACGCAGCCGGGUGACGGAUUCUCCAAACGCUACUAUCUGUCUUACUUCUUGCGCCCCGAGGAUGAGCUGAAAGCCGAGUGGGCAAGGACGUCCUAAAUCGGCUUGGCCUAUACGUUCUGGUUAGUCUUUCAAGGCUGUUGGGGGGUUGCUGGCUGCUCAGUCGCUAUUUUCACGAGUUCGAUUAAUACAUGCUGAAAAUCAAUACUUACCUGUAGACUUUUCUAGCCACGUAUGAAACCUUACUCUAUCUGUGAAGUUAUUGAGUUGCAUGGUUCUUAUCAAGAGGUUGCCUUGAGAAAUAGCGCUUGCCAACAUGCCAAACUAU
Hyaloscypha bicolor E is the source of this 1204-nucleotide messenger RNA. RefSeq names its product Clavaminate synthase-like protein. The record is from RefSeq and is a predicted model, not a curated record. The transcript has 3 exons. NCBI's taxonomy places the organism in Eukaryota, Fungi, Ascomycota, Leotiomycetes, Helotiales, Hyaloscyphaceae. Gene Ontology annotation, molecular function: dioxygenase activity. Bases 103 to 975 code for a protein of 290 amino acids.